Molecule: messenger RNA, 2858 nt
Organism: Nematostella vectensis (starlet sea anemone)
Lineage: Eukaryota; Metazoa; Cnidaria; Anthozoa; Actiniaria; Edwardsiidae
Product: pyruvate dehydrogenase protein X component, mitochondrial
Exons: 6
Coding region: 36-1460 (474 amino acids)
Biological process (GO): pyruvate decarboxylation to acetyl-CoA
Cellular component (GO): pyruvate dehydrogenase complex; mitochondrion
Molecular function (GO): acyltransferase activity
Source: RefSeq, a predicted model, not a curated record
ACAUCCGCAAACCCUCCGGCAUCCGAGCACCCAAGAUGGCGGCUAGCACUAGAGGAGUUUGCUGGUUCGGUCGCGCUAGAUUCUCGGGUGCUAGGGCGGCCAUAAUCUCGAAACAGCUUAACGCUGGCAGAAGAAUAUCUUUGAAAUACCUGAGAACAUGUGCCUCAUUAGACGUUGCUUCAACUCAAGUUCUCAUGCCAGCCUUAUCACCCACAAUGGAGACUGGUACUAUUGUAUCUUGGCUGAAGAAGGAGGGAGAUACUAUUGAGCCUGGUGAUGCGCUAUGUGAGAUUGAGACAGAUAAAGCUACGCUUACACUAGACACUGAUGAACAAGGGGUCCUGGCAAAGAUAGUUAUACCCCCUGGGACUAAGAAUGUCAAAGUGAAUGAACUGAUUGCAUUGAUUGUCGAGGAGGGGGAAGAUUACACAAAAGUUGUGGUCCCUGUUACAGGGAGUACUGGAACCUCCGAUGAGGCAGAAGACGAGGCACAAAGCUCUGCUACACCACACAAGGGAUCAUUGUUAUCCUUCUCACCCGCUGUGAGAUACAUGUUAGAGACCAACAAGAUAGACUCAAGUGCUAUCCCCGCAACAGGACCUCAUGGUCGUCUCCUAAAGGGUGACAUCCUGAGGUUCCUUGCUCAGGGGGGUAGUGCUGAAACUGCAAGCAAACCCCCACCACCCCCUACACAGGUGUCUGUACAUCCCCCCCAAGGGCAAGCCCCCCCAGUUGUGUCAUCUGCGCGAAAAGCCGUCCCUCAGCCAGUGACACCUGCCACGCCAUCACCUGGCACCUUCACUGAUGUUCCUAAUACUGAGAUGCGGAGGGAAAUUGCCAAGAGAUUGUUAAAAUCAAAGACAACCAUACCACAUGUGUAUGCUUCUACCGACUGUGUCAUGGAUAACCUACUGCAGCUCAAAUCCCAUCUGAAGGAGAGGGGCCUUACUGUUUCUGUCAAUGACCUGCUAGUCAAGGUAGCUGCUGUCUGUCUACGCAAAGUUCCUGAGAUGAAUGCAGUAUGGAAUGGUAAAGAGAUCGAGUACCUAAAGGAUAUUGACCUUGCUGUUGAUGUAGCCACUGAUGUUGGCAUCAUAACACCAGUCAUCAGAAAUGCUGCUUAUCUGGACCUGUCACAGAUUUCACUUGUCGCUCAUGAUAUAGCUACAAGGGCCCGUGACAACAAGCUCCACGAACAUGAAUUCCAUGGCGGCUCCCUCACCCUCUCCAACCUGGGCAUGUUUGGAGUGACCGAAUUCUCGGCUAUCAUCAAUCCACCACAGGCUUCAAUCCUGGCAGUCGGUGCCACCCGGCUUUCCGUCAGUACGGAUGGACAGCUACAGAAUGUUAUCACUGUCAAGCUGUCAUGUGAUGCACGAGUUGUCGACAAUCAGCUCGCCUCCCGGUGGCUAGAGACAUUUAAAUUAGGUAUAGAGAACCCAGCCCUGGCUGGUUUGUGAAACAGUCUUAGAGACUUAAGUGAAGAGACUAAGUGAAGAGACUUGCCUAAAUGGGACUUGAGUAUAAGGGCUCCCUUCUUAUAAUUCCUUAUAAAGUCUUGUUUAUGCGAGUUCUACUGUAUUGCAAAUCCAACCCAUGCUAGCUUGUGAAGUGACAGUCUUUUGAGAUCUAAGCCUCUUCUCUGGAUAACUUGGUGUGGUUUUUGAUGGUGUAAAAUCAGAAAAAAAACUAAGGUGAACAGGCCCUACCCAGGAUUUUUUCUGGGGGGGGGAUGGACCUAAUGGGGAGGGGAGGGAAGGGAUGGAAUGAGUUCUCUGAUAAAAAUCUGACCAUCCCCGAAAGAACAAAAAGGGAUUUUUUUUAUGCGUUGCAGUAUCUCCACAGGACGUUUAUCGUCAUAUUUGGCUACAUACCAGAGUGAUCUAGCUUAUGCUUUAUAGUUUUGUCUACAAAUUGCAAGUCCAUUGGGAACAUAAAGUGGACCUUCAGUCGUUGUGGGGGAGGGGUGUUCCCACCCCCCUGUGUACGGGCCGGGUGAAUGCCUGUGCAGUAUUUCAAUAAAACAUUGUCAGGGCAAAUGGCGAAUGGCAAUUGGCAGUUCUAAGACCAAUUACUGCUAAUGGGUAUAAUUAUUUUUAAGAAUAAAGAUGUUAAUAUAAUCACAAAGUUAUCCACAUUUUCCUACAUUCAGUAUAUAGAAAUUCCAAGGUAUUUCUUGAUAGCAGAAUUGCAAUUUUGCAUUUGCCAUUUGCACUGACAACAUAUUUUGAAAUAGGUGUAUACAGAGUAUGUACACCGUCCAACGCCUCCAAGGUGACUCCUGAAACGUUUAUACAGUACAUUGUUUAGUAAAACACGUUUAGGGUAUAAUUGCAUAACAAGAAUUUGAAUUUAAAAUAGAGACCAUUGAGAAGUUUUGUCAAGGUGUGACACUAUGGAAUGUAAAGCAGUCUCAGAUGGCUGAGAAAAGCUGUUUUUAUUGUUUAAAAAAUUAAGAAUAAGUAUUUGAAAAUAGGUAUGUCUUAAAACAAUAAAUCAAGACUAGAGCUCGAUUACUGUUGAUUAUUUUGUGAACCACAUCUUUCACAGCCUAUAUUUUGUAAAAGAAGAUAAAACCAGUAGUUCCUGGUAAAACCGGUUACCCUACCAGCAUCUGUGCAUGUGGGGUAAAUGAGGUAAAUAAAAAAUGGAGGGCAGGAAUGGUUGUGAUUUUGAAUAAAGAAACUAUUUUGAGCUAAAAUGAUUCCUUUUUUAGUGUUUAAACAUAGUCGAGGGAGUAUAGUGGGAGUAUAGUAUUUCUAUACUGUAUAGAGUAAGGAACAAUUUGUAUUGGGCUUCAAACUCGCUAUACUGACAUUCUAUUGGCAAAAUUGAAAUAAAGGAAGACUCAAACGCAA